Messenger RNA from Aaosphaeria arxii CBS 175.79, 1854 nucleotides. RefSeq names its product multidrug resistance protein fnx1. The record is from RefSeq and is a predicted model, not a curated record. The coding region runs from base 1 to 1854 and encodes 617 amino acids. Lineage: Eukaryota; Fungi; Ascomycota; Dothideomycetes; Pleosporales. Gene Ontology annotation, molecular function: transmembrane transporter activity. The transcript has 4 exons. Gene Ontology annotation, biological process: transmembrane transport.
AUGAACAUCCAUCCGCAGCCGCCAGCAUCGAAUACCACAAGCCAAUCUACAUUUGAUAAAGCUCCCGUCGAUUCAGCAGAACCCCUGACAGUCAAUGAAAAAAUAAGGGAAGAUGCGAGCCAUGGCGCAAACUCACACUUGCCUACCGAUGCGCCAGGUCCUGACGACGAAAAGCCGAAGCGGAGUAAGCUCAAGAUUACACUCAUAAUGUUGAGUUUGGGCAUCUCUGUGUUACUGGUUGCUUUGGAUAUCACGAUUGUAACUACAGCUCUUCCAACAAUUGCUGAACACUUCAACUCCGCUUCUGGCUAUACCUGGGUCGGCAGCGCAUACUUGAUCUCCAACUCAGCCGCUACCCCAAUAUGGGGAAAAGUAUCAGAUAUUUUUGGGAGGAAGCCAAUUCUCCUCGUCACCAAUGCCAUCUUCUUCAUUGGUUCGCUGUUGGCAGCUGUUUCCGUGAACAUGAAUAUGCUUAUAGCAUCCAGGGUCAUACAAGGUAUUGGAGGGGGAGGGUUGAUUGUCCUGGUGAACAUUUGCAUUUCUGAUCUCUUCGCAAUGCGAGAGAGGGGGGCAUACUUUGGUAUCAUCGGCGGUGUUUGGGCAUUGGCAUCAUCUCUGGGGCCCGUCGUUGGCGGCGCCUUCACUCAAAAGGUCUCAUGGAGGUGGUGUUUCUACAUCAAUCUACCCUUGGACGGAGUGGCUUUUGCCAUUGUUCUGUUCUGCUUGGAUCUUCAUACACCGAAAACUCCAUUGGGCAAAGGCUUGAAGGCGGUCGAUUGGCUUGGAUCGUUCACCAUGGUUUCUGGAACGAUUAUGCUGCUUCUUGGACUUGAGUUUGGGGGCGUUUCGUUCCCAUGGAGCUCUGCGACGGUCAUCUGUUUGAUCGUAUUUGGCGCCAUCACCAUCGGCUUGUUCUUCAUCAUCGAAUAUCGCUUUGCGCCGUCUCCAUUGAUGCCUCUCCACGUCUUCUCGCAACGUUCCAACCUGGCCGCGCUCGGGACUUGUUUCUUCCACGCAUACGUAUUCAUCUCUGCAUCCUAUUUCUUGCCACUCUAUUUCCAGGCCGUGCUUGGAGCGACUCCCAUACUUUCCGGCGUAUACCUACUGCCUACGGCCAUAUCUCUUUCCUUUUUGUCGGCAUUUACUGGCAUCUUCAUACGAAAGACUGGACAAUAUCUGCCCUGCAUUUGGUUCGGUUUUAUAUUCAUGACCAUUGGGUUCGGUCUGUUUAUCGACCUGGGACCGCGCUCCUCCUGGGCCAAAAUCAUCAUCUAUCAAAUCAUAGGCGGAAUUGGUGUUGGACCUAACUUCCAAUCACCACUCAUUGCGCUACAAAGUCUUGUUCCGAAAAGGGACGUCGCCACAGCUACGUCCACUUUUGGAUUCGUGCGCAAUCUUGGCUCUGCCAUCAGCAUUGUCGUCGGAUCAGUGAUUUUCCAGAAUCGCAUCGAGACGUACCAGCCGCUUCUACGGUCCACGCUUCCGCCGCAGGUAGCCGAUGCGUUCGGUGCUGGCUCGGCCGGCGCCAGCGUGGGUCUCAUCAAAAGCCUCCCAGACAACGAGAAGGCGGUAGCGCGAUAUGCAUUUUCGAAAUCCCUGAGCACCAUGUGGAUCAUGUAUGUCUGUUUCUCGGCCGCGGGCUUGGCCGUGAGUCUCUUGAUCACCAAGAAUGUGCUACAGAAGCAACAUGAGGAGACAAAGACUGGGUUGGAGGAAGAAAAAGCAAGACGUUUGGAACGUGAGCAGGCAAAGGCCGAGAAGAGAAGAAAGAAAUCCAACCAGGCCAAUCUGCCAACCGACGUCGAAGCCGCCAGUGAUCCUGCUCUGGCGGAGAAGAAAGAUCCUGUGGUUUGA